Molecule: messenger RNA, 723 nt
Organism: Penicillium lagena
Lineage: Eukaryota; Fungi; Ascomycota; Eurotiomycetes; Eurotiales; Aspergillaceae
Exons: 2
Coding region: 1-723 (240 amino acids)
Source: RefSeq, a predicted model, not a curated record
AUGCACUUCAUCAAUAAGAUCUCUGUCGCCCUGCUGGCCUCGCUGGCUGCCUCGGGUGAGGCUACCCACCAGGGUCUGCACGCCCGUCGCUUCAACCCCCGUGCUGUUAACGGCACCUCCUCGGUGCUGGUCACCCCGACUCCCGUCCACUCGUCCACCCCCUCCGUCUCGCCCUCGAGCAGCAGCGUGGUGGUGAGCUCCCCGGCCUCCAUCCCUCUGGGCACUGGCAGCCGUGGCUCGGGUGCUCAGCCCACUGGCUCGGGCGAUCUCACCCUCACCUACACCCUGGGCACGGGCACCUCGACCAGCGUGGUGACUACCACCGUCCACCGCACCACUACGGACUAUCACACCGUCACCGUUGAGCCUGUUCCCACUAGCUCCGGUGCCUGCAACGGCGCUACCGUGACCGUGACCGAGACCGUCACUGUGGGCGCUGGUCCCACCGAUGCCCCCGGCGACAACGGCCACCAUGGGCACCACUGGGGUGAGGAACAUCACCACCACCACCACGACCAUGACGGCGAGGGCGCGACUGCGACCAGCACCUCAACUGAGGUUCCCACCUCCACCCCGACCCCCUCGUUCUCGCGUCCCGCCCAUGGCAACGGCACCCUUCCCUCCUUCUCGCGCUCCAGUGUCGUGGCCUCGUCCACUGGCUUCGUGACCAGCAGCAGUGGCAAGGGCACCUACCCCACUGGCUUCCGUCGCCGCUACGUCUAA